ACUACGUACAAUCCUUCAUUGUCCUUAUAAGUUCUUAUCUCCCAUGCAUAAAACCUAUAAAACUCAGCACUCUUUAACCCCAUUUUUUUCAUCCCAUAACACUUAAACAACUUCUCUAACUAAUUAAAAAUCAAUUUAUUAGUAGAGAUCAAAAAUGGCAACUUUGUUGUCCAAAACGCUAGCCCUUCUUCUUCUCCUUAACCUUCUCUUUUUCUCCCUGGUUUCCGCUUGCGGAGAAUGUGGAGGUGGUAGCCCAUACACCAGGCCUAAACACAAGCCUAAGCCCAAACACAAGCCCGGAACAAGGCCCACACCAUACCCAGGUAGUGGUAGCAGGGGUGGUGGUCGUUACCCUGGUUCCGGAAGUACUCCAUCUACCGGCGGAGGCAUCCCCAUCAUCGGAGGUGGUGGGCCGGUCGUUGGCGGUGGCGGUGGCGGUGGUGUCCCAAUCAUUGGCGGCGGUGUCCCAAUCAUAGGAGGUGGUGGUCCGGUGGUUGGAGGUGGUGGCCCUGUUUUUGGCGGUGGCGGCCCGGGAGUUGGAGGAAGUUGUCCAAUGGAUGCCCUUAAAUUAGGAGUAUGUGCAAAUGUACUUAAUGGUUUGUUAAACGUGACCUUAGGAGCUCCACCAGUAACACCUUGUUGCCCACUUCUCGGCGGGCUGGUCGACGCCGAGGUGGCUGUCUGCCUUUGCACCGCCAUAAAAGCAAACAUAUUGGGUAUCAACUUGAACAUUCCGGUGUCUCUUAGCUUGCUCGUUAAUUACUGUGGUCGCCAAGUUCCUCGUGGUUUCCAGUGUCCUUAAUUAAGUCUUCAAACCGUGCCAAAUUGACGUCAAAAAUAAGUAUGGGAGUGUGCUUUAAUUAGUGGUGACUGUUGAUUUCUAAUACCCAUUGAUUAUAUAUUUUUUUUCCUAUUUGUUGUUAUGGUGUAGUUAUUUGGAAUAACUACGUACUUUUUUCUUAUUCUGAGGCUUAAUCAUAAUUAAUUGAUUAUAGUCUUCUUUGAUUUGUAAUGUAAGGUAAACUGUCUUAAUUUACCUUGCUAAGAAUAUUAUGUUUGAUGGACAUUCAUUUGAUUAUUGUUUUGCUCUUAAUAUUUUAGUUUUGUUCUAUGCUAAGUU
This is a messenger RNA of Amaranthus tricolor (Joseph's coat), 1120 nucleotides long. RefSeq names its product 14 kDa proline-rich protein DC2.15-like. Bases 155 to 802 code for a protein of 215 amino acids. The transcript has a single exon. The record is from RefSeq and is a predicted model, not a curated record. NCBI's taxonomy places the organism in Eukaryota, Viridiplantae, Streptophyta, Magnoliopsida, Caryophyllales, Amaranthaceae.